CUUUCCAAGUAGAGGAAAGAAUCUAAAUAUCUUAGAAUGCAUCUCUUUUUCUUAGAAUUUUCAUCUCUUCUUAAGGUGUGAAAUGACACUUUAAACACAGGAAGUGUCUGUUUAAGAGCACACAGGGCAGCAGUUAUUUUAUUAAUGUGUCAGUAUGGGGUCCAGUGCACUGCCUCUAAUCCUCUUGCUGAUGUUCCUCAUCCACGCUGGACUCACUGAAGCGAGACCAAAAGCUGUAGUGAAGGUGACUCCAGAUCAGCGUGUGUUCAGAGGAGAGACAGUCACUCUCACAUGUGACAUACAGGGAGCAGGAGACAUUCAGUGGACAUACAGCUGGUUUAAAGAUGCUUCAGUCAUCAGAGACGUCACUGAGAGAGUCUACACCAUCACAUCUGUGUCUUACAGUGGUGAAUACAGCUGUAGAGGAGAGAGAUCAGACUCACAGAGAUCAGACACCAGUGCUGCUGUUACACUGACUGUAUCAGAUUCACCCAGAUCUACACUGACUGUGACUCCAGACAGUCCUGUAUUCACUGGAGAGAGAGUCGAUCUGACGUGUGUGAUUGAGUCUUACAGUAACUGGAGUCAGAGAAAUGACCUGACAUAUGACUGGAGAUAUGAGUGGAGAUAUGAGUGGUAUAAAGGAGGAAACAACAGUGUAAUGUUACAGACGUCUGAGCGUUACACUGUAAACACUGACACUCUCACUAUCAGAGGAGCUACUGAGUCUGAUCAGGAUCAGUACUGGUGUAGAGGACAGAGAGAUAAAAGACCAAACUCAUCACAAUCAAGCUCUGUUUCUCUCGCUGUGAAAGGUGAGUUAAAUAUCAUUGUCCUUCUGUAUCACAUGAAUGAUCACACAUCCAAUCAAAAUACAUUCUCAUUCUCAGAUGUUACAUUUACACUACUCAUAAAUAUGAAUGUUACACUUCAUUUGAGGGUUUAA
This is a messenger RNA of Cyprinus carpio (common carp), 946 nucleotides long. RefSeq names its product carcinoembryonic antigen-related cell adhesion molecule 5-like. Gene Ontology annotation, molecular function: transmembrane signaling receptor activity. The transcript has 4 exons. The record is from RefSeq and is a predicted model, not a curated record. Bases 155 to 946 code for a protein of 263 amino acids. Gene Ontology annotation, biological process: cell surface receptor signaling pathway. Lineage: Eukaryota; Metazoa; Chordata; Actinopteri; Cypriniformes; Cyprinidae.